UCCCCUCUCAUCGGAAUACUAUAAAAAUAAAAUUAAAGAGACACACAAACCGCCGUUUGAUUCCCACUGUUCUCUCUCUCUCUCCUUCUAAUUAUCAAAUUUUUAUUUUCUCUCUCUUUUGUUACAAUCUUUGAACGGCAUGAAAAACCCUAGCUUCUGACAGCCGCCUUUGCGAUUUCUUGUUGUGAUUGAACCUUAAUACGCGCGCAAGUUUGUAGCGCGUUUAUAUUGAAAUUCGAGUUGCAAAAUCUGGAUUUCCCGGGUGGGAAAUUAUUGCGAGGCUCAUGAGAUUUGUGUGCGUUUGGAGUAUAUACUUGAAUAUUGGCUAGACGAGGAUUUGGAUGUUUAAUUAACUUUGUGGCGUGUAUUGUUUCUUGUUAUUCGGAAUGGCAGAAGAUAGCCUCCGGAUGGUUGGGCUUUCUUCUGGUUUGGCUGUUAUCUUGAAUAGUGGGGAUGGGAAGGAAAAUCCGUCGAAAUCCCGCCUUGUAUCGUAUUCUGAUGAAUUUGGUCAGCAAUCUGUGGAGCGAGCUCUUGAAUAUGUGUUUGGUCUUCCGAAUAAAUCACUUGGUCCAUUGAGUUGUCCUGUUGACAGCAGUCUAGUUCGUUCUAUCAUAAAGAACCACUUGUAUUCAGGUUCUGAUUCUUCGGUUAGUAACAGGGAUGGGGUUUGUGUUUUAGAUAAUGGCUCUGGACCUGAUGUUGUUGGUCUUGAAGAAUUCAGUAUUUGUGGUGAAAUUAGAAUCGUUAAGCCACCGUUGCUUUUAGAGAGCUUAGCAGUGUUCAGUAGCGCCAGGGCUAAUGCCUGUGUUUGGAAAGGGAAAUGGAUGUUUGAAGUAAUUUUGGAGACUUCUGGUAUACAACAGCUUGGAUGGGCUACUAUUUCUUGUCCAUUCACUGACCAUAAGGGUGUAGGUGAUGCUGAUGAUUCGUAUGCUUUUGAUGGCAGAAGAGUUAGCAAAUGGAACAAGGAAGCUGAGCCAUACGGCCAGCCAUGGGUGGCAGGUGAUGUCAUUGGAUGCUGCAUAGACUUGGUUCAUGAUGAGAUUUCAUUCUAUAGGAACGGUAUUUCUCUUGGUCUAGCAUUCUUUGGCAUUCGGAAAAUGGAACCUGGAUUUGGAUAUUACCCUGCAGUUUCUCUUUCUCAGGGUGAACGGUGUGAAUUGAAUUUUGGUUCCCGCCCCUUUAAAUACCCUAUUGAUGACUACCUUCCUCUUCAAGCACCUCCUCCUUGUAGCCCUUUUGCGAAGCAAUUGCUGGACUGCUUAUCCAGGCUGUUGGAUAUGCAAUCUGUGGAGCAUGCUGAGCAUUCUUCAGUUGAAAAAUUGAGGAGACUGAAGAGGUUUGUAUCACUCGAAGAAUUAUUUUAUCCUGUUUGUCGUGGGAUAUGCGAAGAGUUCUUCUCUGUAGUUGAAGCGGGUUGUCGAGGUGCUGAGUACAUUGGUUGGGGUUCUCUUUUGUUGUUCUUUAUGGGGAUAUUUGGAGUACGGGCACCACAUGAUUGGUUGAGUUUGGAUAGAAUACUUGAUGUGUUUCUAGAAUUCCAAGGAUCACAUAUUAUGUUCGAGCACCUUAUAAACGCUCUUUCAUGUGCUUGCAAGACAGCGUCAUUGGUUCUGACAGAAUGCCCAUAUUCAGCAUCAUAUUCUUAUCUUUCAUUGGUAUGCCAUUUAUUUAGACGGGAACAAUUGAUGGUGUUGUGGUGGAAAUCAUCAGAUUUUGAUUUCUUAUUUGAAGGCUUUCUAUCACGGAAGAGUCCAAACAGGCAGGACCUUCAGUUCAUGAUUCCUUCUGUUUGGUGGCCUGGUUCUUGUGAGGAUGUGUCCACUGAAAGUAGCAUGCUGUUGACAACCACAGCUCUAUCGGACGCAGUUAGUAAGAUUGAGGAAAAGCAUAGGGAUCUCUGUCUCUUAGUCAUACAGUUCAUACCUCCUUUACAACCUCCACAGUUUCCUGGUUCUGUAUUUAGGACAUUUGUGCAGAACCUUUUAUUGAAGAAUCGAGGAGCUGAUCGCAGUAUGCCACCUCCUGGGGUUUUAAGCAAUUCUGUUCUUGUUUCUUUGUACACUGUUAUUCUCCGUUUUCUAUCAGAAGGCUUUGGAAUGGGGAACAUUUGUGGGUGGUUGAAGAGCUGUGAUUCUAGUGGCCAUGAUAUUGGUUUUCUUCAUCGAGGUGGCAGCCAAAGUUUCCCAAUAGGUUUGUUUCUUAAGAGUGAUCCACAUCGAGCUGAAAUUUCUAGGCUUGGUGGAUCAUUCUCUCACCUGUUGAAAUCACAUCCUAUGCAUGAUCAGGAAGCAGAAGUUAUUCGGUGGGAGGAAGGCUGUAUGGAUGAUGAAGAAACAAGAGUAACUCAUUUAACCAAACAGAAACCAUGUUGCUGCUCAUGCUAUGACAUGGAGUUCACAAAGUGCUCAAAGUAUCCAAUAAGAACUACAACUAAGAGUUCCCGUCACCACUCCAGUACCAUUCCUGAAAGAUCUGCUCAGGUUGCUGCAGAAUGUAGUACAGGAAGUUUGAAUGAUGAGAUAGCGGAUAAACCUAGCUCCAGUGAUCGGUCGGAAUCUGAGUUUGGUUAUCGCCCUGUCCAACACAUGACUGUACCCAGAGAUAGUGAUAUGUCUUCAUCCACUCUAAGAGAGGAAGAACUUUUGGAUGCUUUGUUAUUACUUUAUCACAUAGGCCUUGCACCAAACUUUAGGCAGGCGUCAUAUUACAUGUCGCAUCAGUCACAAUCAAUAUCCCUCCUGGAAGAAACUGAUAAACAAAUACGAGAACGAGCUUGCAAGGAGCAAUUAAAGCAUUUGAAGGAGACUCGAAAUAACUAUCGUGAAGAAGUUAUUGAUUGUGUCAGACAUUGUGCAUGGUACCGUGUGUCCUUUUUCUCUCGAUGGAAGCAGAGAGGGAUGUAUGCCACGUGUAUGUGGGUUGUGCAACUGCUAUUGGUUCUUAGUAAACUGGAUUCAGUGUUUAUUUACAUCCCUGAAUUUUACCUUGAAGCUCUGGUCGACUGUUUUCAUGUUAUGCGUAAGAGUGAUCCUCCAUUCGUCCCGCCUGCAAUAUUUAUCAAGCAAGGACUUAAUACAUUUGUGACAUUUGUAGUUACCCAUUUCAAUGAUCCGAGGAUAUCAAGUGCAGAUUUAAAGGAUCUUCUGCUCCAGUCAAUAUCAGUCUUGGUGCAGUACAGAGAGUAUUUGGCAGCUUUUGAGAACAAUAAAGUCGCCAAACAUAGAAUGCCAAAGGCGUUAUUGUCAGCAUUUGACAACCGAUCUUGGAUUCCAGUUACAAACAUUCUUCUACGCCUCUGUAAGGGUUCUGGGUUUGGGUCUUCAAAGCAUGGAGAAUCCUCAUCAUCCUCGGUUAUUUUCCAGAGACUGCUGCGUGAAGCUUGCAUCUCUGAUGCAGAGUUGUUCUCAGCUUUUCUUAAUCGUCUGUUUAACACUCUCAGCUGGACAAUGACUGAAUUCUCAGUUUCCAUUCGGGAAAUGCAAGAAAAAUACCAGGUAUUGGAAUUUCAACAGAGGAAAUGCUGUGUCAUAUUUGAUCUCUCGUGUAAUCUCGCAAGGGUAUUGGAGUUUUGUACCCAUGAGAUCCCUCAAGCAUUCCUCUCAGGGCCUGAUACAAACCUUCGAAGACUGACUGAGUUGAUUGUCUUCAUUCUGAACUACGUAACAUCAGCAGUAGAUGCUGAGUUUUUUGACUUGUCACUUAGACGGCAUGGUCAAUCUUUAGAGAAAGUAAACAGAGGCAUGAUACUAGCCCCUUUAGUAGGGAUCAUUGUGAAUUUGUUGGAUGCUAGCACGGACUCCGAAUUCAAGGAGCAGAAUGAUGUUGUGGAUGUGUUUGCAAACAUGGAUUGCCCUGAAACAAUGCAUUAUGGUUUGCAGUACAUGUUAGAGUAUAAUUGGGGUACAUCUUUUAGGGGAGAAGCCUACGUGCCUAAACUUUGUUCACUAGAGAAUUUCUUGACACUCCUCAUCAGCCAUAGUGAUUCGAAGAAGAUUGAGGGACUUGAAUGUGGAGAAACCGAUGCUGAGGAUGGCACGUGCUGCAUUUGUUAUGCCUCGGAAGCCGAUGCAAAGUUCGUACCGUGUUCCCACAGAUCUUGCUAUGUGUGCAUAACGAGACAUCUCUUAAAUUGUCAAAGAUGUUUCUUUUGCAAUGCCACUGUGUUGGAAGUAGUCAGAACCAUAGAGAAUACAGUUGAAAGAUGAGAAUCUUAAAUUGUUACGGAAAAUGGGGAAGAGAAGGUGAAAAAAUUAGGGUUUUGGUUUUUGUUGUUGUUCAUAUAUUCCGUAUGCGUUUUGUUGUUGUUAACUAUAUUGAUAUGUAAGGUGGGAUGGAGCAAGUCCGGGGGGUUUGAAUCUCAGCACUGUGCAAUCAAUCAAUCCCUUUCACAAACCUCAGGCUGCAGUUUCAUUACGAAUUUUGUAGGUUGAGGGCAUUAUUGUGUAAAUAUGAGAGAUGUAAAUGGCAAGGAAAAUUAUAUAUAUAUAAAGAAAUGAGUGGUAUUUUUGUC
Molecule: messenger RNA, 4513 nt
Organism: Hibiscus syriacus
Lineage: Eukaryota; Viridiplantae; Streptophyta; Magnoliopsida; Malvales; Malvaceae
Product: E3 ubiquitin-protein ligase RKP-like
Exons: 11
Coding region: 387-4208 (1273 amino acids)
Biological process (GO): protein ubiquitination; ubiquitin-dependent protein catabolic process
Cellular component (GO): ubiquitin ligase complex; cytoplasm
Molecular function (GO): protein binding; ubiquitin-ubiquitin ligase activity
Source: RefSeq, a predicted model, not a curated record